AUGCGUUUGAAACAGUCUGUUACCAUUGUGUUCUUCACAUUGUUGCUAGGAGCAGGACUGCUGUCAUUUUUUGUGAUUUUAUCUGGGGCCCGGAAUUCGGGCGUUCUUAAAGACUUUUACUGGCUGGAGGCUGACACUUCGGGCUUGGGGAGUGCCCCGGGCACGACCAGGUGGUUCAAUUACGAUUGGUGCGGGCUCGAAAAUGGGGCGUUGCAAAACUGCUCCGGCAAAAAACCAGCGUCUCCGUUCUCGCCCAAGGACAAUUUCGGCGCCAGUGACAGUCUGCCAGCUCCUUUUGCCAACCACCGCAACACCUACUACUAUCUGUCGCGGGUGGCUUGGGCCAUGCUGCUGGUGGGACUCGUGUACGUGGUUUUGGCGGUGAUUCCGGUGGCUGUCACGAUUUUCUCCACGUCGCUAGUGAACGCGUGGCUGGCCGUUUUGGCACUGUGGCUGGCGUGGUUCUUUGUAACGCUGGCGGCUUGUCUGUACACGGGCUGCUACGUCAAGGGCCGCAAUGUGUUUCACGAUGCCCAACGGUCGGCAAAACUGGGACGUAAGAAUUUCGCCUUUAUUUGGACUAGUGUAGCCCUGUUGUUGGUGUGUGCUAUUUGGUCGUCGAUCGUGGCGUCAUUUUUCAGUGCGCGUCGUCUGUCCCAUUCGCGUCAGCGUCGUCAUUACGAUACCCUGGAACCCGGGUUCUCCGAUGACACUUAUGGAAACGGCGACAAAACCACUAUGGAGACCCGUGACGAUCGAGGCGCUUCUCGCGGGUCGGGAAACGUCAAGUUUUGGAAAAUGCGAGUCAAGCAUGACACCAACGGCAACCAACGACAAGUGCCACAACAACAACAGCAGCCGGUCGCGGCUACCGAAUAUGACUCUGAAGGCGUGCCUGUAAUACGCGCUUGA
Messenger RNA from Lachancea lanzarotensis, 912 nucleotides. Its product is annotated as LALA0S12e03268g1_1. The transcript has a single exon. Gene Ontology annotation, cellular component: membrane raft; plasma membrane; cell cortex. Gene Ontology annotation, biological process: cortical actin cytoskeleton organization; fungal-type cell wall organization; septin cytoskeleton organization. Bases 1 to 912 code for a protein of 303 amino acids. NCBI's taxonomy places the organism in Eukaryota, Fungi, Ascomycota, Saccharomycetes, Saccharomycetales, Saccharomycetaceae. The record is from RefSeq and is a predicted model, not a curated record.